Molecule: messenger RNA, 2628 nt
Organism: Sodiomyces alkalinus F11
Lineage: Eukaryota; Fungi; Ascomycota; Sordariomycetes; Glomerellales; Plectosphaerellaceae
Product: cullin-1
Exons: 6
Coding region: 203-2524 (773 amino acids)
Biological process (GO): protein ubiquitination; SCF-dependent proteasomal ubiquitin-dependent protein catabolic process
Cellular component (GO): SCF ubiquitin ligase complex
Molecular function (GO): ubiquitin protein ligase binding
Source: RefSeq, a predicted model, not a curated record
CUGCCUUGGGGGAUCUACCCCUCGACAGCACUUCCAAGUGGCCGCCACGUGCCUAACCUAAGAAUCGCCGCCGCGCCGCAUCACUCGGCUGGCUGGCCUGGCUGGCCGUUGACGUCUUUCUGUCCCUCGUCGAGACUCCGGGUUUCUUCCUCGCGACACAAUACGAAUACACGCGAGCGUUCUCUUUGUCUCACUCUACACCAUGUCUGCGAACACACGAGGCGCCCCGCAAAUGCCCCCGGCCCCUAAUAAGGAAGAUGCCGUAGCAACGUGGAACUAUCUCGAAGCUGGCAUAGACCGUGUCAUGCUACACUUGGAGCAUGGCAUCGAUAUGCACACGUAUAUGGGUGUCUACACUGCUGUCCAUGACUUUUGCACCUCUCAGAAGGCGGUUGGCUUGGGAAUGUCCAGCGGGGCGUCGAUUGGCAGUGGGAAUCAUAGAGGGGCACAUCUCCUCGGCGAGGAACUCUACCGAAAGUUGUCGGAUUAUCUGACAAAACACCUCCACCAGGUCCUUCAGGAAGCGAGGACUCAUUCGAACGAGGCUCUCUUGGCCUUCUACAUCAAAGAAUGGAACAGAUACACCAACGCGGCCAAGUACAUCCACCACCUCUUCCGCUAUCUGAACCGCCACUGGGUCAAGCGCGAGAUGGACGAGGGAAAGCGGAACAUAUAUGAUGUCUACACCCUACACUUGGUCCAAUGGCGCGAAGAACUAUUCAAGAAUAUCUCAGACAAGGUCAUGGACGCCGUUCUCAUGCUCGUGGAGAAGCAGCGCAACGGCGAGACCAUCGACCACAGCCAGAUCAAACAGGUCGUCGAGUCGUAUGUGUCCCUCGGUCUCGACGAAUCCGACCCCACCAGAUCGACCCUCGACAUCUACCGCUACCACUUUGAGAACCCCUUCCUUGCCGCGACCGCCAAGUACUACGAGAACGAAUCGAAACAGUUCUUCACCGAGAACAGCGUGGUCGAGUACAUGAAGAAGGCGGAGACACGCCUGGACGAGGAGAAAGACCGCGUGGACAUGUUCCUCCACCCGGACAUCCUCCAUGCACUACAGAAGACGUGCGAGAAGGUGCUGAUUAGCGAUCACGCGACCCUGCUGCGGGACGAGUUCCAGGUGCUCCUCGAGAAUGACCGCGAGCAAGACAUGGCGAGAAUGUAUGGACUGCUACAGCGCAUCCCCGAAGGACUGGAGCCGCUGCGUCAGCGGUUCGAGACGCAUGUCCGCAAGGCGGGCCUCAACGCCAUCGAGAAGGUGGCAUCAGAAAACCCGGAGAAGCUGGAACCGAAGAUCUACGUGGAUGCCCUGCUGGAGGUGCACACGCAGUAUUCGGGACUGGUGACACGCGCCUUCAGGGAGGAAGCCGAAUUCACGAGAUCGCUCGACAACGCCUGCAAGGAGUUUGUGAACAGGAACGAGAUCUGCAAGUCGGGGUCUAACAAGUCCCCCGAGCUGCUCGCCAAGUACACCGACGUUCUCCUUCGUAAGAGCAGCACGGGCAUCGAGGAGGCCGAGCUCGAGGGCACGCUGGCGCGCAUCAUGAUCGUUUUCAAGUACAUCGAAGACAAGGACGUGUUCCAGAAAUUCUACUCGCGCAUGCUCGCGCGGCGACUGGUGCACAGCAACUCGUCCUCGGACGAUGCCGAGACGAGCAUGAUCAGCAAGCUCAAGGAGGCCUGCGGAUUCGAGUACACCAACAAGCUGCAGCGCAUGUUCCAGGACAUGCAGAUUUCCAAGGACCUCAACAACAGCUACCGCGAGCACUGCGACAGCCUGGAGAGCAACAAGGCGAUACUCGAUUCGCAGUACUCCAUCCUGGGCACCGGGUUCUGGCCCCUGCAGGCGCCCAAUACGAACUUUUCUCCUCCCGGGGAGAUCAACGAGGAGAUCGAGCGCUUCACGCGGUUCUACAAGAACAAGCACGAGGGCCGCAAGCUGACUUGGCUCUGGCAGCUGUGCAAGGGAGAACUCAAGGCCGGGUACUGCAAGUCUAGCAAGAUGCCGUACACGUUCCAGGUAUCCAUGUACCAGAUGGCCAUUCUCCUCCUUUUUAACGAGAAGGACGUGCACAGCUACGAUGACAUUGCCGCGGCCACACUCCUGAGCCAGGAGGUGCUCGAUCAGGCGCUCGCCAUCCUUGUGAAGGCGAAGAUUCUCCUAGUCUCGCCUGAGGGCAAACCAGAGUCGGGGUCUGAGCUCCGGUUGAAUUUCGACUUCAAGAGCAAGAAGAUCCGCGUGAACCUGAACCUUGGCGGUGCCAAGGAGUCUAAGCAGGAGGAGGUCGAGACGAACAAGACCAUCGAGGAGGACCGAAAGCUUCUCAUUCAGUCCGCCAUUGUCCGUAUCAUGAAGGCGCGAAAGCAGAUGAAGCACAUGCAGCUUGUCAGCGAGACGAUCAACCAGAUCAAGGCGCGCUUUGUGCCCAAGGUGCCGGAUAUCAAAAAGUGCAUAGAAAUCCUCCUCGACAAGGAGUAUCUCGAGCGACUAGAGGACGACGACCUCGGAUAUCUGGCGUAGACGAAGCUCGUCGAGAUGAAUAAAGCGAGAUGUUAAAAAUGGGCAGGGAAGUUUUCAGCCCACCUCAAUCUAUUCCCUUGCACAGGGUACGCAGCCGACUAGGG